Messenger RNA from Pangasianodon hypophthalmus (striped catfish), 2025 nucleotides. It is a transcript of the gene sh2d5, whose product is annotated as SH2 domain containing 5. The coding region runs from base 174 to 1364 and encodes 396 amino acids. Gene Ontology annotation, cellular component: postsynaptic density. Lineage: Eukaryota; Metazoa; Chordata; Actinopteri; Siluriformes; Pangasiidae. The transcript is spliced from 12 exons. The record is from RefSeq and is a predicted model, not a curated record.
GAUAAGGUGAGUCAGUGUGGUGGGGGAAUUCAGCUGGGAACUUCGGAGCGCGCGCUGGGAUUGAGUGUGGUGUUCAAGGUCUUCAAGGUGUUUCAGGUGCUGUGGUGUUUCAGGUGUUUAAGGUGCUGUGGUGUUUCAGUCAGCAGGUUUGAAGUGAAAGCACAGCUAACAGCAUGGGCGAGACAGUGGAGAGUGUGAACGGGACAGUGACCAGGUCUGCUGAGUACAUUGGCUCAUUUCCUGUUGAUGACUGCAGUUUGGAUGAACAAGUUCAAAAGCUGCACUUGCAGCUGAAGUCCCUCAAGCGCUACAAGCGUAGGCGCUACGUCUCCCUGAAAUUCUCCAUUAAAGGGGUGAAGGUUUAUAACGAGGACGAGACGACUCUUCUGAUGGCCCACGCCCUGCAGCGAGUCUCGCUGUCCAUCGCCCGGCCCUCUGACGCUCAGUUUGCUUUCGUCGCCCACAAUCCCGGCAGCCCCGACACUCAGCUCUACUGCCACCUCUUCAAGGCCAGACACGCCAGAGCUGCCCAGUUCCUGAACCUGCUGCUGUGCCGCUGCUUCCAGCUAUGUUAUCUGGAGAAACAUCCAGAAGAGGCUGAGGACAAGUCAUCUGGGAAGAAGCCCACUCGUAGCCUAUCCCUGCUGAACCACGGCUUCCCGCUCAGCGUCAGCGCCCUGGUGUCCUUUCGCAGGGCGCCCAAUCAGGGUCUGCUGUCAGUGACGAAGGCUGGGGUCUCCUCCAAACCCAGCACAGAGACUACUAGCAGUCCAGACGAUGUCUUCCCCACGUCCCCUACGCUUGUGCGUAAGCAGGCCAUGAGGGACAAAGUGCUGCGCUCGGGGGCUUACCGUUCCUUCACCUGCACUCCUGUAAAACAGCGGCACCUGCAGGAACGCCUGAACGCUCCACAAGACAAGGGACAGGACAGUGUGCCGGAAUGCAAGGUGCGCGCCCCAAGCUUGGCCGAAACCGAAGAAGCACUGGCUCAUGCCGUGUGGAGCUGGGCUGGCGUCUCUAGUGACAGCAGUUCAUCUCUGCUUGCUGAAGACGUCCUCGGUUCCUACUUGCUGUGUCCCCACCUCAAAGAUCCCGGCGUUGAAUCUCUGCUCAUACGCUUCCCUUCAGGUGUGGUUAAUUUGGCUAUUAAGGCCUCCGGCAAUGGCAGAUUGUUCCUUGAGAAUUGUCGUGUACAGUUUGAGAGUCUCACUGCGCUGAUCGAGCACUACACUGAGACCAGAGACGAGCUGGAGGUGCCGCUGAUUUGCACUCGUGUUAACCACUGUUACGAAUGGGAAGAGAGCAAACUCCAGAUUAAGGGCUCACUACAACAGAAAAACACCAAAGAUCAAUCCUGGGUUUAAAUCCAGUUCAGUGUUUUAUGUGUGUAAAGAUCUCUGGUUUUAGACUCUUAACUCUUUAAACAGGGACCUGUUCUCCUUUUUUCAUCAACUUCUAGACACUUUUAACCUUUAAUGACACUUAACUUCUAACGUUCUGCACAUGAUACACAAAACACAAGGUUAUGUUAUGAUUGUUUAGUUUUUGCUUUUUGUUCUCAGGAAUAGGGUUUUUUUUUACGUUGACACCUAACAAUACUGACUUUUUUUCCCCCUCUGACAGCCCUGUAAUUUUUGUGUUGUAUGUAUAUCUAAAUGUUUUUUUUUUUCAAUCAUUUUAUAUUUUAAAACAUUUAUUAUGCAGUAUUGUUAACUAGCCAGAGCUGUAAACUUAAAUCACUCUUACGUGAGUUGGCAGGUCAGUUAAGGAGUUGAAAUUUUGGCUGAAUAUCUCGUGAAUGAUGUGGAAGUCAGUGCAAUCUGUUUUCUUGAUAAUAUUUGUGGAACUGUGUUUUAAUGCAAUCAGCUCUAGUCAGAGUUGCAGUUUGCCUUUCUGUGGUUCCCUUUUCUUUUCUAACACAACCUGACCUUUUUAUUAGGCUUUUUAUCAGCUUUAUUACUGAAGCACUUUCCUAAGAGAAUCAUGUAUCUCUUGGAAUUAUAUAUAUAAAUGUUUUAACAGUGA